GCAUGGUGGCUGUAUGGACAGUCUGACGGAACAGAGACUGACAUCUCCCAAUCUGCCGGCCCCCCAUCUGGAACACUACAGUGUUCUGCAUUGCACCAUGACCCUGGAUGUGCAAACUGUAGUCGUUUUUGCCGUGAUUGUAGUCCUCCUGCUUGUAAAUGUCAUACUCAUGUUUUUCCUGGGAACGCGCUGAAUGGAGUCCAGCCACCUGAGCUGUUUCGAACUCUCGCUUUGAUUUCAUCUCGAGAACCUCCAACAAAAGAA
This is a messenger RNA of Hippopotamus amphibius kiboko, 264 nucleotides long. RefSeq lists its product as uncharacterized. The transcript has a single exon. Bases 14 to 193 code for a protein of 59 amino acids. The record is from RefSeq and is a predicted model, not a curated record. NCBI's taxonomy places the organism in Eukaryota, Metazoa, Chordata, Mammalia, Artiodactyla, Hippopotamidae.